This is a messenger RNA of Penicillium pulvis, 459 nucleotides long. Its product is annotated as monothiol glutaredoxin GRX5. NCBI's taxonomy places the organism in Eukaryota, Fungi, Ascomycota, Eurotiomycetes, Eurotiales, Aspergillaceae. The coding region runs from base 1 to 459 and encodes 152 amino acids. The transcript has 3 exons. The record is from RefSeq and is a predicted model, not a curated record.
AUGUUUUCCAGAACAAUCUUGUCGGCUUUCCGCCCAAUCUCGCGGCCGACGCCGCUACGCCCUAUCCGUUUCCCGGCCUUCCCUCCGCCGUCAACCCUCAAUGCUCGUCUCCUAUCGUCGGAGACCAAGGCAGCUAUCGACAAGGCGAUCGCAUCUGCCCCCGUUGUUCUGUUCAUGAAGGGUACUCCCGAGACCCCUCAAUGUGGUUUCUCUCGCGCGAGUAUUCAGAUCCUGGGCCUGCAAGGCGUAGACCCCAAGAAGUUUGUGGCGUUCAAUGUCCUGGAGGAUCCAGAGUUGCGCCAAGGUGUUAAAGAAUUCUCGGAUUGGCCGACCAUCCCUCAACUAUACUUGGACAAGGAGUUUGUUGGCGGAUGUGACAUCUUGAUGUCUAUGCACCAGAAUGGGGAGCUUGCCAAGCUACUGGAGACGAAGGAUGUUCUCGUGGCAGCAGAUCAAUAA